CAACUGACAAGGCUGGACCGAGUGUGGCAGCAUCGUUUCCGGGACAUCUGAGAUUUUGAGUGAGAUUGAGAGGUUCUACGGGCAGCUUUACACGUCAUCGUUGGAACCACACGCAAGUGUGAGUAACGAUCCAAGAGCGAGUCUUAUCCGACACUAUUCCGAAGAUAUCCCGGUCCCGGACGUCAGUACGAGCGAGAUUAGAAUGGCUCUCCAGUACCUUAAAAACGGCAAGUCCCGGGCGAGGAUGGAAUUACAGCGGAGCUUUUAAAAGCGGGUGGAAAACCGGUACUUGAAGUCCUUCAGAAGCUCUUUAAUUCCGUUCUCCAUGGUGGCACUACUCCGGAGGCGUGAAGCAGAAGUGCGGUUGUCUUGUUCUUCAAGAAAGGCGACAACGCUCUCUUGAAGAACUACAGACCGAUUUCCCUUCUGAGCCGCGUCUACGUGCUGUUUUCGAGAGUCAUUACGAAUCGUCUCCCACGCAGACUUGACGACUUCCAGCCUCCUGAACAAGCCGGUUUUCGAAAAGGCUUUAGUACCAUAGACCACAUGCAUACCCUGCGGCGGAUUGUACAGAAGACAGAGGAGUACAAUCUGCCACUUUGCCUUGCGUAUGUGGACUAUGCUGCAGUCCCUUCAGCGGUGCCAAGUUGACUGUCGGUAUAUCGAAGUGCUGAAGUGUUUGUACAGUAGAGCUACGAUGGCUAUCCGAGUACAGAAUCAGAGUACGAAACCUAUCCAACUGCAGAGAGGUGUAAGAUAGGGUGACGUUAUAUCCCCGAAACUCUUCACCGCUGCAUUGGAAGACGUUUUCAAGCUACUGGACUGGAAAGGAUGCGGUAUUAACAUCAAUGGCGAGUACAUCACUCACCUUCGAUUUGCCGACGAUAUAGUCCUUAUGGCAGAAUCGCUGGAGGACCUAUGCACUAUGCUCAAUGACCUCAAUAGUGUCUCCCAACAGAUAGGUUUUAAGAUGAACAUGGACAAAACAAAAAUCAUGUUUAACGUCCUUGUCACACCUAUGCCGGUAGUUAUUGGGAGCACUAAGCUCGAAGUUGUUGACGAGUAUGCUUACCUGGGACAAAUAGUCCAACUAGGUAAGUGUAACUUCAACCGAGAGGUCAAUCGACGUAUUCAACUCUGCUGGGCAGCGUUCGUGAAACUACGACACAUCUUCUCGUUAGACAUACCUCAAAAACCUGAAAACGAAAUUGUACAACCAGUGCGUGUUGCCAGUAAUGACUUAUGGAUCUGAGACGUGGUCGUUCACUGCUGGCCGUAUGAGGAAGCUCAAGCUCGCUCAGCGAGCUAUGGAGAGGGUUAUGCUCCGGGUGUCUCUGCGUGAUAAACUUAGAAAUGAGGAUAUCCGCAGUAGAACCAGAGUAACCGACAUAGUCCAACGGAUUAGUUAGCUGAAGUGGCAGUGGGCUGGCCAUAUAGCUCGAAGAACCGACAACCGAUGGGGAAGCUUCUCGAGUGGCAGCCUCGUACCGGUAGGCGAAGUGUAGGGCGACCCCCCACUACAUGAAGUAACGACCUGAUGAGACAUGCAGGAAGUCGAUGGAUGCAGGUUGCUCAGGACCGUGCUUUGUGGCAUUCCUUGGGGGAGGCCUAUUUUCAGCAGUGGACUUGUGAAAGGCUGUAAUGAUGAGGUAUGAUAAUAAUUUUAGGUGGUAGUCCUUACGGGUGACAACGCAUCUGCAUUUUGAUUUACUAUCUUUAUUGAGGAUAGAUUUAGAUGUCAAUGGGUCACAACAACCACUUACCAUCAGUUUUAUUUCUAUUUCUAAAUAAUUUUCAUUUCGAUACUUGUGCUAUUUUACAUGUGGCAACUUCUAAAAACAACUGCGUUUAGUUUACGAUUAUUUUACGUUUAUUUAUUAAAAUCUUUUUAUUCAUAUUAUUAAUUAAUCCGAAGUUCUAAAAAUAGUACACUAAUAUGAAAAUAAAAUGCUUAGUUGCCUUAAUAUGUAGUGCAAAUUCUAUAACAGAGCAACAAAAAAAGUAUGAGGUACAAAAUCUGCCGUUCACCUUUGUUAGAUUUCUACUGAAACAACAGUAAUUUAAUUUUUGGAGUUGACAUCUUAAAAAAAAAUAUAAUUCAAUAUUCACUUUAUGUACUUUUUACGAGAAAAAUGUUAAUUGUAAAUAUUAUAAAAUAAAACGGGUUAUAAAUUUUCAUCUUUUCAACUCAUUUCGUAUUUCAGAGUGCGUAACUAUUUACGGGAAUUAUUAGCAAAAUUGGCGAAACAACAAAAACUCAACGAUGUGUGCUUUCUGACCAAAGAUUUUCACAUUUGGCCCGAUUUUCAUGGAAACAGGUCGCCAUUAGCAGAUCCUUCUUUAAAAGGGAUGAUUUGCGGACUUACGAUCAAUGAUAGUGAAGAAAACCUGGCUUUACGCUAUUUAGCAACAUUACAGGGUUUAGCGUACGGUACGCGACAUAUAAUGGAUGCGCUCAUAUUAGCCGGAUAUAAACCAUUUAAAUCACUGCUCAUCUGUGGAGGUAUAUCUAAAGAUCCACUUUUUGUACAAACACAAGCUGAUACCGUGGGUUUGCCAAUACUGAAGCCUCAUGAGACCGAAUCAGUUCUUCUCGGUUCUGCAAUCUUAGGAGCAUGCGCUUCGCAGUAUUUCAAUAAUGUUCAAGAUGCAAUCGUACAUAUGGGUGGUACUGCCGAUGUGGUGCGUCCAAAUUUAAAUACAAAGUUGUUCCAUGAUAAGAAAUAUAAGGUGUUUCUAAAUAUGUUCCAGGACCAGUUGAAGUACAGAGCAAUUAUGAAUUAGUUUGAUUUUAUAAUUUAUGUUUUUAUUAUUACAGUUUUUUAAUAUUGUAUUAAAUGUUAUUUUAUAAUAAAUAUACGAUCUAUAAUGUCUA
Parnassius mnemosyne (clouded apollo) is the source of this 2875-nucleotide messenger RNA. The record is from the annotation of a GenBank genome assembly. Lineage: Eukaryota; Metazoa; Arthropoda; Insecta; Lepidoptera; Papilionidae.